Molecule: messenger RNA, 2619 nt
Organism: Cololabis saira (Pacific saury)
Lineage: Eukaryota; Metazoa; Chordata; Actinopteri; Beloniformes; Belonidae
Gene: mpv17l2
Product: MPV17 mitochondrial inner membrane protein like 2
Exons: 6
Coding region: 236-901 (221 amino acids)
Biological process (GO): mitochondrial ribosome assembly
Cellular component (GO): membrane; cytoplasm
Source: RefSeq, a predicted model, not a curated record
AAUGUGUCACAUGUGUCACGUUAAGCGCAUGGACGUUGCAUCUCCGUAACGAAACGAAACCCAAGCAGCUACAUAAUUUAAAACCCAGUGUUUUUUUGUUUCUUACUAGAUCAGAGAUAAGUUGAAUUAUUCGCAAGUGUUCAGGCUGAAGGAGAGACGCGUAUCUGCGGGGAAACCGACUCAAAGACUCAGAAAGCGGCUCAGAUGACAGCGUUGUCUCUGCAGUCCGUGCAUCAUGCUUCCUCGAGCGGGUAAGGAGUUCCUGGUCCGCAUACGCCUCUCCUGGAGGCCUCUCUUCCAGGGCAGGUACCUCCUGAUGACCAACACCCUGAGUGGAGGUAUCAUGCUGUCUCUGGGAGACAUCCUGCAGCAGACUCGGGAGAACCACAGGGAGCCGGCCAGAGUCCGAGACUGGGGCAGGACGGGUCGCAUGUUUGUGGUUGGCUGCUCCUUGGGUCCUCUGCUGCACUACUGGUACAUUUGGCUGGACAGAGUGUACGUGGGGAGAGCUAUGAAGACCCUUAGCAAGAAGGUCCUGGUGGACCAGCUGGUCGCCUCACCAACACUGGGAAUGUGGUACUUUUUAGGUAUGGAUCUCUUGGAGGGACGCAGUUUAUCUGAGGGAUGGGCAGAGUUUAGAAGCAAAUUCUGGGAGUUUUAUAAGGCGGACUGGUGUAUUUGGCCACCCGCUCAGAUGAUCAACUUCUACUUUCUCUCUCCCAAAUAUCGCGUAGUGUACAUCAAUUUCAUCACCUUAGGGUGGGACACCUACCUCUCUUAUCUCAAACACAGAGGCGAAAGCCGGAACGCUGAACUGGCAUCAGGCGGCAGCAGCCCUGUGGAUUCACAGCAGGAAGAGCUGCAGCAGACUAAACCUCUGGAGGAAAAAAGUCGGUUAUGAAGCUCAUCAGAUGCAGAAGAGCGUUGUGCUAUUUCUGUGUGUUUUUUGACCUCAUUUCCUCUCCUUGCGAAAUGCUGCGGCACUUUCAUGCGAAGUUUAUCGUCUGUUAUUCUGUUGAUCACAUUUGUCUCCCCGAGGAGUCUGGGACGUUUGAUCUGAAGUGUUGAAUCAUUUUAAUGCGUUUGUGUCUAGUGUGUCUAUUUAUGUCUGAAUGAUGUGCACUCCUGCGGGAACAUUCAGGGAUGAAAAGCCGUUCCACUGCCCUCAGACGACGCACUUUCCACUCAGACAGUACAUUUUCCAGUUGUUGGUGGGGGUUGUAGAGAAACUGAGUGCAGUUAAAUUGCUAUUUUUUUAAACAAGUGCCAUCUUUGCAUGACAUUACACCUACAGCUCCAAAAGGAUCUGAUUCUGUUUAUUUCAGAUGUAUUUUUUCUAAUAUGCUGUCAUGAAAGACUCAGUUUUAAUGUUUAACAACAGUUAGUGUACCGUAUUUUCUGGACUAUAAGCCGCUACUUUUUUCAUAGGUUUUCAACCGUGCGGCUUAUACAAAGGUGCGGCUAUUCUGUGGAUUUUUCUUCCACCGCUAGGGGGAGUGCUAACCGGAAUUAGAAUAAAAACUAAGACAAAAUAAAUGCAAAGAAGAAUACGCUACUUCUUCUUUAGUAGAUAGAAGUAGGUAGAAGCAGAUUUCAAACAGAUAAAUAGAUAAAUAAAUACCGGUUAUUUUCUUUUGGUUCAGUCCCGUUUUAAUCAGCAAAGUUGCUGCCGUGUUAAAAGACACUGUUAGGAAAGGAUCUAUUUAGGUACAAACAUGUACAUCAUUUACACUUCAAAAUCGUUAUGUACAUGUAGUAAAUAUCUAAUCUAACAACAUAAAUAUCUGCGGCUUGCAUAUUUUUUUAAAAAAUAAAAGUGGGUGCGGCUUAUAUACAGGUGCGGCUUGUAUAUCUUUUUUUAUUGUUUUUUAAAAAAUAAAGCGGGUGCGGCUUAUAGUCCAGAAAAUACGGUAACUUUGCCUUAAAGUGUAAGUGUCCAGUGCUGCGCUGUUAUCUUACCAAAUAAGUUUAUAUUUAAUGAUGCACGACUGAACAUACUGUAGUGAUUAUGGUUAAAUUUAAAAGCUUGUAAUGUGUCUGUUAAUAUUACACAGGAUCACCAACUUUUAAAUAUUAAUUUGAAUCCUCAAAUGGGAGGUGAAUUUAGAAAGGUUUAGACUAUUUAAAGUAACUUUAAACUGACUAUAAAUUGGACCUGAUGUACUGUUUAAUCCCCACAUAUGAUUUAUGAAUGAUGGUUUUUUCAGGUUUAGUAUUUCAUUGUUUUAUUUGGUGAUUUAAAAAGAAACUGCUGUAAUUGUAUCAAAAGAUGAAAUCUGAAGCAUUAAAUAUCAGAGAUGUGUAAUUAUGUCCAUCAGACACAUUCAGUAUAAAUGACUGUCUUUCAUCACAUUGAUCAUCCUUAUCUGCAGCACUAUGCAUUUGCUUAUGAAAUCCUCUUAAUGUGGGUUUGUCUUAUAAUUUUUAUAUUUUGUUAUUUAAAAAAAACAGAAAAAUGAAUAAAACAAGUAUUUAUCUUUAGCACUUUUUGAGGAAACAUUUCCUUCAAAGUUUGAACCAGCAUAGUAAAUACCUGUCGUUAUUGUCAUUAUGACUCUUGGGGUCUGUGAUGAAAACUGACGCCAUUGUGAAUUAAAAACAAAUGACAACUUCCCAGAA